This is a messenger RNA of Phalaenopsis equestris, 621 nucleotides long. RefSeq lists its product as uncharacterized. The record is from RefSeq and is a predicted model, not a curated record. NCBI's taxonomy places the organism in Eukaryota, Viridiplantae, Streptophyta, Magnoliopsida, Asparagales, Orchidaceae. The transcript has a single exon. Bases 1 to 621 code for a protein of 206 amino acids.
AUGAAAUUUCAGCUCAGAAUGUUCUUAAAAGGGAAGGAGCUUUGGGGUCAUAUUGAUGGGUCUUCUCCAGCUCAUACUGAGGCAAAGGAUUUUGGUCAAUGGGUAGCAAAGGAUGCUCAGAUUGUUUCCUGGUUCAUUAUUUCCUUGAUUUUGGGAUCUAUUGAGGCUCAUAUGGUGAACAAUUUACGAUUCUUUGGCACGACUAAAGAAAUGUGGGAAUACUUGAAGCGAGUUUACAAUCAAGAUAAUACUGCGAAACACUUUCAAUUUGAACUUGAUAUGAGUAAUUAUAUCCAAGGCAAUCUUUCAAUUGAACAAUAUUAUUCUGGCUUUCUAAAUUUAUGGAGCGAAUAUACUGGCAUUAUCUAUGCUAAGGUGUCAAAAGAGAACUUAGCUAGUUUUCAGGCUAUUCAUAAAGAAAGUCACCAUGAUCAGUUUUUAAUGAAGCUCGGACCUGAAUUUGAAACUUCUCGGGUUGGGUUGUUGAACAGAGAUCCGGUUCCUUGUUUGGAUAUUUGUUUUGGUAAAUUAUCGCGCAAAGAACAAAGAUUGGUGACACAAGCUGCUAUUAGUACAACAUGUGGAUCAUCAAAAACAAUUAAUAUGACAUAUGCUGCUUAG